GGUGUGAUGCUGAAGGUUUUGGUCGUCUUGGUGACCUGCCUCGUCGCCUCCACCGCCGCCCUGAAGCACUCGUGGCAGACUCCAGGCUGUCACAAAGUCGGCCACACCCGCCGGAUCAGCAUUCCCGAGUGCGUGGAGUUCGACAUCACCACAAACGCGUGCCGAGGGUUCUGUGAGUCGUGGUCGGUGCCCUCGGCCUGGCAGACGCUCCUCUAUAACCCCCACCAGAUCGUAACGUCUAUAGGCCAGUGCUGCAACAUCAUGGACACCGAAGAUGUGAAGGUGAAGGUCAUGUGCAUCGAGGGGCCGAGGGAGCUGGUCUUCAAGUCCGCCAGAACAUGCGCUUGUUUCCACUGCAAGAAGUACUAGACCUUCAGCUCGCGACGUGGGAAGAGGAGGCGGCGGUGAUGGGGACGAAGAGGAAGAAAAAGAAGAGAGAGGGAAAGACGCUGAGGACGUGGUGUUGAAAAUGACGGGGCAGGAGAAGACGGUGCUUCGUGCUGGAGGCGCCACGAGGAGGCAACGAACACUUCACUCACAUUUUCCAUCACUUGAUACCGUACAUCGUGGUGUCCUGUUGUAUGUCGCUGGCUUUACUAUAACAACCCCAAAAUCUGUUGAUCCAAUUCAGAGCUGUUAAGAUGGAUAUCCAAUAAUUACAUCACCAGAAUCAUAAAA
Molecule: messenger RNA, 678 nt
Organism: Penaeus chinensis
Lineage: Eukaryota; Metazoa; Arthropoda; Malacostraca; Decapoda; Penaeidae
Gene: Gpa2
Product: thyrostimulin alpha-2 subunit-like
Exons: 3
Coding region: 7-369 (120 amino acids)
Biological process (GO): cell surface receptor signaling pathway
Molecular function (GO): hormone receptor binding
Source: RefSeq, a predicted model, not a curated record